CAGAACUCUUCAGAGUUCUUGAAUCACGUUAUGCUGACAUCGUUAGGUUUUUAGCAGCUCUCCUCCUUGACAGGAAAUGGGUCCAGAAAGUUUGAGCAUUGUUGACCCUUAUAGCUUUAAGACCACAGAUGGGAGAAAGGAGACUCUUCUAAUUCCAUUGGCAGUAGCUGAUUGUGCAGUGUAUUUGUGUGUUUGUUCCCUGUUCUACAUCACCCUGUGCCCAAUGACAUGUUGUAACAAUGUGCAAAUUUCCAAACAAAAGCAAAAUAUAUUUACUUAAUUUAAUUAUUAUUCAGCUUAUAUUACUAUGUUGCUUUUGGAUCUUUCACCGAUUAAAACAUGUAUUUAACAAUUACUGAAGUUUGUAUGAACAGAACUAAAACACCCGGAUGCAUAAAUACCUGUUCUGCUAGUUCAGUGUACAAAAAAAAGGACAAGUUCAUUCACUCCACACACUUGAACUCACGCUUAAGAGGACUGUGUUGUUUGUUCAUAAACAGACUAACACUUCAACACAAGGGUGAUGAACAGUGAGACAGACCUGAAAGACGUUCAGAUGAGCUGACCCAUUGCAUACAGACACUCACAACACCAGUGGACGACACAAUGGCCGACAGAGAAGGCAGAUCGAGUGAGAGGAAGACUAUGGACAAACGCAAUAGGAGCAAGAGCAUGGAUGGACGCCCCAAAAUGGACCGUAGUCCAGAUUUGGAUUUCCCUUACAAAAAUGAACCCAAAAUCAAAGAAAGAAUGAAGGAUAUAACAGCAUCAGCGACUGAAGAAAAACAUGGGGUAAAAAAAGACAAGGACUUUGGAACCAGAGUCAGACCAGAUCAAUGGCUACAAGAAGAGAAUAAAACCAUUUAUUCUCUAUUUCACAGACUUCAUCUUGAAGACAGACACCAUCAUAAACUGAGAGCUGCUGAUGUUCUUCAGAUAACUGAACAUUCAUUACGGUCUCAUGAGUCUUGUCCUGAAGAAGAGCUGAUCCAGACUUUUAUAAAAAAACUACUGUUGAUGAACUACAGAGCAAGAUACAUUCAUAUUAAUAAGGCCAAAGAACAGGUUCGAGUACAACAAAGAGACAAUAACACUGAAGAUGAGGACAUUAUAUUUGAUCAUUUUUUUAAAGAAAAAUCUUCAUCAAACAAAGGAACAUGUCAAUCUGAUCUCAUUCACCCAAUGGAUGUUCAGAUGGCUGUGUUUCAUUGUGCUGAUGGUUUCCUGAAGCAGCUGAUGGUGACUAAACUGUCCCAGUGUCAGUACGCUCUGCCUCUGCUUGUUCCUGAUCCAAUCACAAAACAGAUCGAGUUUCCUCUCUGGACAUUCAGACAAAUCAGCAAGAGCUGGAAGAUGAGAAACAAUGAAAAUGAGACCAUUAGUCAAACCCAGCCAGUCCACAAGGCAGAAACUCCAAUGGUGUUUUUCUUCAGGUUUGGCUCUGUGUCCUCAUCCAAGUCUCAGCUGAUGAACAGUUUGAUCAAUGAGAAACACAACACGUUCUUCCACAGGAACUGUCCAGGCAGCAGCAGAUCCAGAGUCCUGAUGGAUGGAGUGGUGGAGAUCGCCUGGUUCUGCCCCUCUGGGAAAAACACAGAUCAAUUCACUGACUGUGUUGCCUUCUGUAAUCUACACGGUGACGCAGGAGACCAUGAAGAACAGCUGCAGAUCCUCACUGAAAUGGCUUCAGUCAUUGUUGUUCUUCUACCACAGACUCAGAGAAAGGACAGAAGUGCAACAGUAAUCCAAAACCUGUUCAAGGACAAAAAGCCACUCAUUUGUCUUUUUACUGAGGAUGAAUCAACUGUUACUGAGAUGAAGAAAGGGAAAUUCAAAAUUGGUCUGAAAGGCAGAAAUCAGUCAGAAGUAUCUGAAGAGCUCAGAAGAACUAUAACUGAUUGUCUCUCAGAAACAUUUUCCACUUUCAGACUUGAAGAUGUGUCCAAACACUCAAAUAUCAGAGUAGAUGAGGAAGAUGAUGAAGACUGCAGGAAAGGAAGAGAAGCAGCACAGCAGAUGAUGAGUUUACUGGAGAAGAAAGAUCUGACAGAAAUCAAAGAAACAUUUUUUCCAUAUCAGGGGAAACUGUGGUAUCAGUGGAGUCAGAAGAACAAAGAACUACAUCGUCCUCAAAAAGAUGAGAUAGAAAUUGACAUCAGUAGAAAACAAACAGAUUUGAAGAAGAUCCGUCAACAGCAGCAUGAAUCUGACAUCAGUGAGUUCAUGAAGCUCUUUAUUAAUGAAAUUUGUUCAAAUGCUGUAACAAAAAAUAUAUAUUUUCUGAAAUGGCUUGAAAUAUUCCUGGAUGAAUAUAUCGCUGCUGACUUUUCUACUAUACAUAGCAAAUAUGAUGAAAAGUGGUCGACAGUUGAAAGACUGAAAGAGAAUUAUGUCAAAUUUGAGCAAAUGACAACUGAACAAACUGCACUUGAGAGAAUAUCUGAGGAUCUUCAAGCUGCAGCCUUUGGUCUGGAGCACAUCAUUAGGGAGAUUGGUCAGAUCUAUGAGUCAUGUUCAUCAGUGAAGAAGAACAAGAAAGACCUGCAGAUUGACUUCUCUUCUCUCCCGAGUCUUGCAGCAGAGAUGAUGAUCUCUGGAUUUCCUCUGGAGCUGAUGGAUGGAGAUGCUGCUCAUGUUCCUGUGAUCUGGAUCUCUGCUGUUCUAGAUGAACUCGUCCAGAAACUGGGAGACCAGCGAGUCUUUGUGCUGUCAGUUUUAGGGGUUCAGAGCUCUGGGAAAUCCACCAUGCUGAAUGCUAUGUUUGGACUUGAGUUUGCCGUCAGUGCUGGAAGAUGCACCAGAGGAGCUUUCAUGCAGCUGGUCAGAGUCUCAGAUGAGAUGAAAACACAGAUGAACUUUGACUAUAUUCUGGUUGUUGAUACUGAGGGUCUCUGUGCUCUAGAACUGGCUGGAAGAUCAACAAGAGAUCAUGACAAUGAAUUGGCCACAUUUGUUGUAGGUCUUGCAAAUCUGACCUUAAUCAACAUUUUUGGAGAAAACCCGUCCGAGAUGCAAGACAUACUUCAGAUUAUUGUUCAGGCCUUCAUGAGGAUGAAGAAGGUCAGACUGAAUCCCAGCUGUGUGUUUGUGCAUCAGAACGUUUCAGACGUCACAGCUGGAGAGAAAAACAAGGAGGGAAGAAGACGACUGCAGGAGACACUGGAUAAGAUGACGAAACUCGCUGCUGAAGAGGAAGUUUAUGAUGCAGAAUGUUUCAGUGAUGUCAUUAGAUUUGAUGUUCGGCAUGAUGUGGAGUAUUUUGCUCAUUUCUGGGAGGGCAGUCCACCAAUGGCACCACCAAACCCAAAGUACUGUGAGAACAUUCAAGAACUGAAGAAAACUAUAAUGUCUCAUGCCUUAAAAUCAAAUGGAUUGAGGCUGAUAGACUUAAAAGAUCGUAUUAAAAAUCUCUGGGAGGCUUUGUUGAAGGAGCGAUUUGUCUUCAGCUUCAGAAAUUCUCUGGAGAUUUCAGCCUACAGGAAACUGGAGACCGAAUACAGCAAGUGGGCCUGGAGUCUACGCAGUGCCAUGAUGGAAACUGAGAACAAACUGCACAACAAAAUAGAAAAUGAAGCAAUUCAUGAGAUUGAAGAAACUGAUCUUCAAGGAGAACUGAAGGAGACAAGUGAAGAAGUUGAAAAAUCAAUGUCAGAAUUAUUUGACAAAGACAAUGAUGCAAAUAUACUGAUUCACUGGAAAUCAUCAUUUGAAAUCAAAAUCAAAGAUGUUCAGGAAAGCAUUUUGAAAGAAACAAAGAGAAAAUUAAAUGAGAUUCUUCAGCAGCGAGACCUGAAGAAAAAGAUUGAUGAUCAGAGGACACAUUAUGAAAAUACUCUCUAUGAAAAGAGCAAAGAACUUGCCUUAAAACUGAAACAGAAAGCAAAAGACGAAGAAACACUGAAAAAAGAGUUUGAUUUGUUUUGGGAACAGAGUGUAAAGAAUAUCAUCAGAGAAAGUCCUGCAAUCAAAGACAUUGACAUAAUAACAGAUGUAAAAAGGCUUCUCAGUGACAUGCAUCAGGGAUACCUCACUGUAGAACAGAUAAAAGAGGGCAUUGAAGACAGUAUUUUCAAUGUGUUGAGGUAUUCUGAAUAUGUUAUUAUCAAAAGGUCGACAAAAAGAGAGAUUAGAGACCCUGUAAAGGAUCCUUGCCGUACAGUAAACGCAUCAUUUGGGCAGGAUCAAAGUUUGUCUUCAGAGGAUGAAGCCCAGAUCAGAUCAUUAGUCACAGAUGUUGUUCAGCAGACAGACAAAAUGAUUCAGUCAUUUAACAUUUCAAAGCUGGGCUACAACAUCAGCUGCAUUCAAAAACUCACAGGUUACAUCAAGACAAGAGUAACAGAACAUCAGACAGGACAAAUGAAAUAUGUGUUCAAGAAACAGUUCUUGGUGUAUUUGGUUCUUUCCAUCUGUAAGAGAGCAAACAAGAAGAUCACUGACCAACACAGACUGUUCAGGGAAGCCAAUGAUCCUGUUCUCUAUUUGGAGAGGAGAAGGGAAGAGUACUAUAGUAUUUUCCAGAAAUACUGUCGUGGAGCUGCGUCAGCUGCCAUUUUUGGUGAGUUUAUCUGUCAGAAACUGAAAGAGCCCAUUGAGCAGAGCAUCUACAAGAAGACCGCAAGAGAUCUGGCAGAUGAAAUGAGAUCAAACUGUGAAUCUCUGAAUGGAAACAGAUCAAAUCUGGAGAAACACAUCCUGAAGACACUGGCAGAAGAGGAGGACUUUGACAAAUACAUGAACUACAUUCAUAAUCCCAGAGAUCACUUCAAGAGUUUCAUCAGAGAUAAAGUCAGUCAGUACAUCACUGGUCAGUUCAGUGACAGUGUUUUACCAAAGAUGAAGGAGAACAUUGAACUCCUGCAGCAGAAGAUCAUGAAAGCAGCUCAUGAAUCUACUGAACAUGUUCAAGUGAGCAGUGGAGAUGAAUCUACUGAACAUGUCAAAGUGAACAGUGGAGAUGUUAGUUUGUGGUUGAAGAGUUUCACACAGCAACUCUCAGAUGAGCUGAUCUUCUCUGAAAAAGACCUCAGUGGAGUCAAACAUGAUGAUGUUGACGUGAAACUUAUAGAAGAUGUGAUGGAGAAAGAACUUCCUGCAACAAUGUCAGACAUAAGCAAUAGAUUUAAUACUUUUCCAGUAAAUCUGGACUAUAAGUUCAGACCAGAUAAGCUUCUGAUUGAUCACUUCUGUCAGUGCUGUUGGGUUCAGUGUCCAUUCUGUACUGCCAUAUGCACCAACACCAUAGAAAACCAUGAUGGAGAUCACAGUGUUUCCUUUCAUCGUGUCAGUGGACUAAACGGAAUACAUUUCUAUAAUACAGAUUACCUGUGUAUCCAUAUCUGCACAUCAGCUGUAGCAAACAGUGCUCUGUAUUUUUAUCCCAAUGAAUCACAAAAAGUCCUCUGGAGAGAUUACAGAACAGCAGGAGAAGAGUACGCAAGGUGGAGCAUCACCUCUGAUCUCUCUGAACUGCCCUACUGGAAGUGGUUUGUGUGUCGAUUCCAGAAAGAUCUGGAAAAACACUACAGUAAAACAUUUGAGGGACAGGGUAAGAUCCCAGAUGAAUGGAAGAAAUACACUAAAGAGAUUUCUCUAGAGAGUUUGGAUAAAUACAUUUAGUUUCUCAUUUGAAAGUCACUUUGUUUAAAAGCCUUAGAUGAAUACAUUUAAAUUUAGAUGAACAAGUAAAUUAUGUUUUAGGUCUUUGUUUUACAAAACACAAUGUGAAGUGACUUUGUUCCUCACUCCAGUGAGUCUCACAUUAAAUCAUCAGUUCUCAGAAUACUGUACAUCAGAGAACAGUGUAGAGAUUUAAGUAGUAGAUUUAAAAAAUAUAUUUUCAAAGCCGUUUGACUUGACUCUGCAUUGCAAUAAUUCCAAUUGUGAAAACUAAUUCUUUAAAAGGGGAUAUACAAAUUUUCUGCCAAUCUCAUGUUAAUCUAGAGUACCUCGAAUAUGAUGAAGAGUCUUUAGUUUUAUCAGAUUUAUAAAAGACAGAUAAAGCUUGAAGAUUCUCCUCUGCAAGUAAACAAUGCAUGCACGUAGUGAUGCUGAUAAAGAACAUGCAUGCACUGCACCUUCUUUAUGAGCAGAGGAAUGCACAAUAUAUUUUAAUAUUUAGCUUGCGGGUUGGUUUAUUCUUAUUUUGUGUCAGGA
Carassius auratus (goldfish) is the source of this 6156-nucleotide messenger RNA. RefSeq names its product interferon-induced very large GTPase 1-like. Gene Ontology annotation, molecular function: GTP binding. The record is from RefSeq and is a predicted model, not a curated record. Lineage: Eukaryota; Metazoa; Chordata; Actinopteri; Cypriniformes; Cyprinidae. The coding region runs from base 607 to 5619 and encodes 1670 amino acids. The transcript has 6 exons.